CCAGCCCCGGCGGCUCCUCCUGCCUCGGCCCCGGCUCCGAUUGUUGACAAAAGACGCUGCGAGAGAGAGGGAGACGGAGGCCGGACCCCCCCCUGAUGGUGUGGCCGAGGUGUUUCGGUGUCGGUCGGACCUCGUAGCAGGGCCAGCUUGAACCCCACCACCACCACCACCACCACCACCUCCUCCUCCUCCUCCUCCUCCUCCUCCUAUUCUUCUUCCUCCUCUUCCUCCCCACUGCUGAAGGACUUCGCAGGAUCAACCCGGGCUGGAGCCCGACAUGCGGGAGUCUCAGUGAUCGGCCGGCGGUCGGACUGGUGCGGACGGACUGGUCCGUGCACCCGGGAAUGGUGUGAUCCGGGACGGGCAGGCAGUCUGGAUCUGACCGGGGACCCGUCGUUCCCCCGGAGCCUCCGCGGCUCCAAGCCGCGUCCCGAGACCUCCAAAAUGGGGAAGUGCGACGGCAGAUGCACGCUGCUGGUGAUAUGCUCCCUGCAGCUGGUGGCAGCCCUCCAGAGGCAGGUGUUUGAUUUUCUGGGGUACCAGUGGGCUCCUAUUCUUGCCAACUUCCUGCACAUCAUGGCCGUCAUCUUGGGCAUGUUUGGCACCGUGCAGUUUCGCUUCAGAUACCUCAUCUUUUAUGCAGUAUGGCUGGUCCUUUGGGUGGGAUGGAACUCCUUCAUCAUUUGUUUCUACCUGGAGGUUGGAAACCUGUCCCAGGACAGGGACUUUCUCAUGACCUUCAACACAUCCCUCCAUCGUUCUUGGUGGAUGGAGCACGGUCCUGGUUGCCUGGUAACGCCAGUGCUAGACUCUCGCAUAGCCCCCGAUGACCACCACGUGAUCACCGUGUCCGGGUGUCUGCUCGACUACCAGUACAUCGAGGUGUUGAGUUCAGCCAUCCAGAUCCUUUUGGCCCUCUUCGGCUUCGUGUACGCCUGCUACGUAAGCAAAGUCUUCCAGGACGACGAGGACAGCUUUGAUUUCAUCGGUGGGUUUGACUCGUACGGCUACCAGCCUCCUCAGAAGUCCUCUCAUCUCCAGCUGCAGCCUCUUUACACGGCUGGUUAAGUGUUGGAGGCACCCUCUUGUGGCCAAACGCCGGUGGAGUGCGUCUCUGUGGAUGGAGAGGCAGCAGCGGGUCGCCCCGGUUUAUACUCACUCUCUGUGUCACAGCUUACCUGAGGAACGGACUUUUAACCCCACCCAGAGGGAGAGAUGUUUGUGUAUGUGUGCUUGUGUCUGAGAAAGGAAAAAAAAAAUAAAUAAAUGAUAAAAAUACAACCCUGACUGGAAUGUACCGAGUUCCGGAGAGGAACAUCGUGCCAGGAGGUUUGACGUGAAGAAAGAGGUGGAAAAGAAACGAAGAGCAGGAGCUGGGACGUGUCUGUCAAAUCACAGAAGAAACCAUUUUCUAAACUGCCAGAUCUCAACACUCCCUCGUGUGUGUGUGUGUGUGCGUGUGCGUGCAUGUGUGUGUGUGUGUGUGUGUGACCUUGUAUAACUUCACAAGACAAGCUGUGUGGUUGCACCCUGGACUUGGUGCCCAUCACUUUUUUUUUGUUUUUUUUUUUGUAAGUGUGUCUGUUAAUCUUUGGGUGGGUGGGGGUCACAUAAUAAAAAGAGGCACAGCGUGUACCUGUUGUCGUUUUAGAACGUGGUGAUGUCAAACUAGAGCAGUCUUACAGUUUCCUGUUCCUAAAGCCAUCUUUAACCUCCUCCCAGGUGGAAACAACCACUAUUGACAUUCAACCUUUUUUUACAUCGCAGCCCAGACAUUAUUUUAUCUUUUUUUUUUUUUUUUUUGUUAAAGCGAUGAAUGUGAUUAAAAGGUUUGUCAUAUUCUCUUGGUCUUUCCAGCUUCCCGAAGGAGCUUUGGCCAAAACCCAUUUAUUCUGCAUUGUUUUUAAAAUGACCUCCUUACAACAGCUGGCCUGCACAAUUUUUCACAAAGGUCAGUGCAACAGGAGUAAAUACCGCAUUUGUCGCUACUAUUUUGAGCCGCGGGAUGCGGUCCCCUUAUAAGUAUUAACAGUAGCAGGUUGACAAGUAGGACUGAUUCAAAAUAAACUAGGACAGUCUGAUCCGCCACCACGGCCGAUGCCCUAUUUCAUGUUUUUAAGAAAAAGUGAACUUCUGCCUUUUUAAAAUCCAUCAAUGUACCUCCACCUGUCCCUACAAGUUUCAUCAAAUCCAGCUGGCUAGUUUCAUUAAGUGACAUACAGCAAUCAGCACAGAGCAAUCCUUUGCAAGAGUGUUUCACUGUUGUGUUUUAUUUUUAUUUUAUUUUAAUAGAGCAGUACUUAACAGAGAAAGUCUCUAUUGAGCUUUUAUUUUAUAAUGAUCACCUCAUUGUCUUAAUAUGAUUUGAUUACAGUGCCAAGUUAUUUUGUUCCUAAAAAGCAUCUUUCCAGCCUGGUGUGCACGUGUCCACUAGAGAUGCAGAUGGCUUUGGGAUCAGGCAUUAGUGUGUCCAUGGGGGAUGGGGCAACGGGGAAUACUGUGCAUGUAAAUAACAAGCCAAUGAUUGUUCUGUUCUGUUGGAUCCAUUUAGAAAAGGGUUUGCACUGGGUAGGAUGACAAAGAAAGAAGGUUACAUGUCUUUUUUUUUUUUUUUUACCUCAUACCUGUUUCUCUUCAUCUCUCUUCUUGCAUAUCCUUAUCCUGCCACUCUUUUUUUUUCAUUAUUAGUUAAUGUUAUCCUUUAUUAUCUCAGUAACUACAAGGCUCCAUGCAAUUUAUUUGCUGGUCCACACCAGAUAUUGGCAAUAAAUGAGACUUGGCAUGUAAUGAUAUGUUCUGACUUUUUUGUUGUAGAUGUAGAGACAGAAAGAGGGGAUGAAGGAAACAGGUAUGAGGCGCAGACCCUCUUUGGAGUAAGGUGAAGUUUGAAAUAAUAAAAUUACACUUUCUACAUUAAA
Molecule: messenger RNA, 2918 nt
Organism: Cololabis saira (Pacific saury)
Lineage: Eukaryota; Metazoa; Chordata; Actinopteri; Beloniformes; Belonidae
Gene: nkain1
Product: sodium/potassium transporting ATPase interacting 1
Exons: 8
Coding region: 445-1068 (207 amino acids)
Biological process (GO): regulation of sodium ion transport
Source: RefSeq, a predicted model, not a curated record